AGAUCUCGAAAAGAGGAAAGAAAGGAAGCUCAGUGUCACGUGAAGGAAGAGCGUACGUCAGUUCAAGAACUACUGGUGGUGCAGACGAGUAUCAUGGCUGUAGCCUAUUCCAUUCUUGUUGGUCACCCAUUCCUAAUGCAUCCGAAUCUUUGCCGUCACCCUGGCAUUCCGUCUACAGUUGGAUCAGUAGCACAGGACAGGCAAGAUGGUACCAAUAGCGAUCACACAGACAGUUUGCAUUCAGAAGCAGAUCCACAGGCUUCUCCAGUACAAUCACAAAAAUCACCCACAUGCUUCUAUUAUGCAAAUAUCUGGAGGAAAUCAGCGGAGGAACCUUAUCAGACAAGCGAAACAAUUCCCACAUUUUCAUGUCCUCCUCAAUCAACUUCCUUAUCUUCAUCAUUUGUAUUAGAACAGAAUGUAUCUCGAACAGUACGGUAUGCUCCACCACCACCACCACCGCCACCACCACCACCACCGCCACAACCGCAACCUCAACCUCAACCAUAUCUUACCGGUAAUGGUAUGGUACCAUCAUCAGCACAAACCAUGCCUUUUUUUAAUGGCGAGAAAGAAUAUGAUCUUAUUCAGGAACUGCUGAAGUUAAACAUCCAGGGUUGUAUUGGAUCAGGAUCCGGAAUGGGCACACUAAGCCAGAAUUCACUAAAUACUGCGUCACUGCAUACAAAGUUGCAAGAUGUGAAACAGGACAAAGGUUCACUUCCAGUGAAAGCUGUUGCAAAAUUCCCCGCCGCAUACGAUACAGGUACCACUAAGCAGCGCACGUCCAACACAGUACCGCUUGAACAACAAUCAAAUCAACUGUAUUCCCCUCAUCAACAAAAAUUAGAUUUACUAAACUGUUGGUCAUCAACAACACCCUCACAUCAAAUAUCCACUGUGAUGCCUCGUCCUGUAGUUGGCCAGAAUGCGGUGAUGAAGAGAGGAUCAUCGCCAAGAGAGGAUGGAGAACUGGACCCCAUUGUGGCGGAAAUGUUACGUCAACAGGCAUUAUACGAACAUUUAUGUGGUGUUUAUCUGUCUGGACAGUUACCAGUACCACCCAUCUUCAAAUUAUACACUCCGCCGCUAAGGUCAUAUCGUAGUUCAACAUCUGCGCUGGAAUUACAUUUACGUCUGGAAGAAUGUACCGAGCAGUAUCGUCAAUUGGAGAAAGAACGUAAAAAGACAGAGGCGGAAUUAGCCCGACACAAUCUCGGUAAAAAAAUAUCCUCAACUAAUAAUAUGCCAAUUCCUCGUCUCGUGCAAGUGCCCUCCAGAAUCGACCGUCUCAUUGUUGAUUUCUUCAGGGAGCAUGCACGCGUUGUUACAUUAUUGGCAAAAAUGGAGCAACUUCGAGAAGCACCACUGCCACUUGCGGUUCACGUUGCAUUGCGUGAAUUGCAUGAUGCAAUUAAAGUGUUACAGCAAUGUCGAAUUAAUGAAAGGCAUGUCAUAUUGCAGCAUCUUCGCGGUGAAAUGAUCCGAUUCAAUGAAGAUUUAGAGACGAGUACGUUGACGACAGCUCUGACAAACAUAUGCAGAGCAGUGGUCAGAGCUCGAGCAGCAAAUUGGUGUUCCCUAAUGUGGACUAUUGGUGUGGACGCGGAUAGCGAGCAGCAUAUCGAUCGAAUUCUCAGUGCUGACUUCCAGAUAGCACCUCCGGAAAUCAAGCAUCGUCCUGUUUAG
Molecule: messenger RNA, 1689 nt
Organism: Acanthocheilonema viteae
Lineage: Eukaryota; Metazoa; Nematoda; Chromadorea; Rhabditida; Onchocercidae
Source: the annotation of a GenBank genome assembly